CUACACAUAUGCUUGUAGGUACUCGUAGUACGAGAAAACCUGUUAAUAAAGUAACGUAUACUCUCGUAUGCAUAACGACGAAAGUAACUGCAUGAGAAGUAAUUACAGUCUUUAAUUCGGAAUAGAGUGCUCGAUUUGUAUUGGAUGAUAUGCGUGAUUAUUAGAUCUAGCGGGUACUGUUCUUCAUCCACUCUUUUUGUGUGAAGCUACUUUGUAUUCUGCAUUCAGAAUAAUCUAAGUUGUCGUGCGCGUCGGUGUGUCUCCGGCUUGGUGCUUUUUCUCGUUCGCAAGCGGUCGUGUUGUCUAACAACUACCCUACCUACAUGCGGUUAAAUAUACACUUCAGGUUCAAAAAAUGGCAAUUUCGAAAAAUCUUUAACAGAAUACGAAAGACAUGACGGCUAUCGUAUACUAUAUCGCGCUGCUCUGCAGCUUGAGCCUUGUCCGGUCUCAAAAUCAAACCACAAAACUCACCACCUCUGCUCCACCUUCGACCACAACAGCAGCCCGAAAUACGAGUACGAGUAUUUCCAACGACCAGACAGCAUCAGCUAGCGGACCACGAGCUAUCAAGUCGAGAGCAGUCGCAGCUUUUACCGAUAAUUUCGCACUUUGCAAAAGAAACGCUCCAGAAUUCGAUAAAUGCGUACGAGAUGGGCUAAAUAACGUCAAAUCUUUCAUACCAAAAGGUAUACCGGAAUUGAAUAUACCGGCUUUUGACCCGAUACAUGCUAAGGAAGUAAUUCUCAAAAGAGGAGGUCCAACAUUCGGAUACAAACUCAAGCUAAAAAAUGUUAUGGAAAGUGGAUGGAAGUUAUCGGAUAUCACUAAAUUCAAGAGUAAUUUGAAACUGAAUACGGUGCAGUUUACGCAGUAUUUUCCAGAUAAAUAUUUAGAAGGAGAAUACGAAUUUGAAAGUUUAAUUCUAAGUCCAAAUUACAAUAAGGGUCAAUUCAAUUUAUCAUUAUAUGAUUACAAUCAAACCACAACGUUGAGUAAACCAAGAAAUUCUAAGUCAAUUAAAGUGAACGUCGAUGUUCAAGAAAUCGGUGAUAUGAAAUUACACAUCAGUAAUUUACUAAGGGGUAGAACGCGAAUGGAAAAUCUACUCGACAGGAUGAUCAAUUCGGCAGCUUGGAGACCAGGUUUUGUUAUCGUCAGACCAUUCGUGAGCGAAUUAGUAUCGACGGCUUUUACCGAAAUUUAUAAUAAAGUGUUCAAUAAUUUCGAUUUCGAUCAGAUAUUUCCUCCCACUUGACAAAGUUGACAAUGUACAACGACUUUCAAAAAGAUCUGAUACGAUGUGAUGGUUCAUCGUCCAUUCAUGAUGCAUCAAUGCGACCGUGACGUACUUAUUCAGUAGGUACCUAUGUAUUUUGCGCGGUCUCGGCCAUUCUUUCAUUGUAAUAGUUACCUAUCAUGCAUAUACGCACUGUAAGUCAUUCUCAUUAUCAUUUAAAAAACAUCAGCAACCGCUAACUGUUCUUUUUUAUAUCAUGCUUUUUUUAUACACACGUACGCGAAUAUUUUUAUUAUUAAAAUAUUUUGUUAAA
This is a messenger RNA of Planococcus citri (citrus mealybug), 1553 nucleotides long. It is a transcript of the gene Jhbp16, whose product is annotated as Juvenile hormone binding protein 16. Bases 395 to 1258 code for a protein of 287 amino acids. The transcript is spliced from 7 exons. The record is from RefSeq and is a predicted model, not a curated record. NCBI's taxonomy places the organism in Eukaryota, Metazoa, Arthropoda, Insecta, Hemiptera, Pseudococcidae.